CACCAAUAAUUCACCAAACAUGCACGCAAAGAAGAUCAGAUUAGCCCCCUCAAAACUCUAUAUAAACACCCCUCAUCUCUACAUUUCCUCACAUCAAAACUAUCCUCCCAAAAACUAUAUAUUACCAAAAUAUACCAUUCAUCAUUAUGAGUCCUAUAUAUUUUUCUCUUGUUACAAUUCUACUGUCCAUCAUUACAAUCACCCAUGCAACCACCAUCACCGUAGUCAACAACUGUGACUACACCGUGUGGGCUGCCGCCGAUCCAGGAGGCGGUAGACAACUCAAUAAAGGAAACACAUGGAACCUAAACCCAGCACCCGGGACCAAAAUGGCACGUAUUUGGGGCCGAACUGGGUGCAACUUUGAUGGCAAUGGCAACGGCAAUUGUCAAACCGGAGGGUGUGGUAAACUAGUGUGUAACCCGGGCAAUUGGGGUACAAUCCCAAAGACUCUAUUCGAGUAUACUCUAGCACAACCAAAUAAUCCAACCGACACCAUCGAUAUAUCCCUUAUCGAAGGCUUCAAUAUCCCAAUCUCCUUCAGUCCCACUUCCAACUCCGGUGCACUUGGUGGGAAUUGUCGUACAAUUAGGUGCACGGCUGACAUUAACGGGCAGUGCCCCCAGAACUGGAGGGUUCCCGGCGGGUGUAAAAGUCCUUGCACGUCGCAAGGUAUCGGAACAUGUGGUGCUAAUGGUGACUCUAGGUUUUACAAACAAAGGUGCCCUGAUGCUUAUAGUUACCCUAAUGAUGAUCCAACUAGCACUUUCUCUUGUCCUUCUGGAACUAAUUAUAGGCUCACUUUCUGCCCUUGAACGUUGAUGAACAACUAACAAAGGAUGAUAUGUUAUUACUUAUACAUGUGAUGAUACUUCAUAAUAUACAUGCUAAAUUAAAGCUAUAGAUUGAUGGAAAUUCAACUAUAUGUGUAAUAAGCUAGAGCUAGUUGGUCUUAAUGUUCAGCUCUAGCAUUCUGUAUUUUCAGCUGAAAAUA
This is a messenger RNA of Chenopodium quinoa (quinoa), 994 nucleotides long. Its product is annotated as thaumatin-like protein 1. NCBI's taxonomy places the organism in Eukaryota, Viridiplantae, Streptophyta, Magnoliopsida, Caryophyllales, Amaranthaceae. The transcript has a single exon. Gene Ontology annotation, biological process: defense response. Bases 147 to 815 code for a protein of 222 amino acids. Gene Ontology annotation, cellular component: extracellular region. The record is from RefSeq and is a predicted model, not a curated record.